GUGCAAGCAUUUGUCCUCCAAUGGGGUGUAUGUGUUUUUGCGAACUACAGACCGCAGCAAAUCUUUGGCGGUGGGCACUUUUGCGCCAUAUUGGAUGACUUUGAUCUGAAAUGCUGGGGCCCAAACACUGGCGGCAAGCUUGGUAUCGGAGUUUCGGACGCAGAGUUCGCUGGAUGGUAUGUUGGCGAUGAGGCGAAUGAAAUCGGAGAUCACUUGCCUCUGGUUGUCUUAGGCACCGCUCGAUCUGCCAGACAUGUUUCAUCAGGCGAAAAGGGGAUGUGCGUUGUACUGGACAACCACGAGGUCAAAUGCUUCGGCUACCGGGAUUCCGGUGUAAGUUACACUGGCAAUGACAGAAUCGGCAUUGACCCAUCUGAUUUCAACUAUCAUCCGACUUAUGAUUUGGGUACGGGCCGCACGGUACUGCAAACCGCCAAAAUGCUGGACAGCACCUGCGCUCUCCUGGACAAUAGCGCGGUGAAGUGUUGGGGCCAGGGCUCUUGGGGCGAAUUGGGGUAUGGAGAUCUAUCCGCCAGGCAUGCUGCAUCAGCUUUGGGCGACAAUUUGCCAGAGGUUGACUUAGGUACCAGCCGCACGGCUAAGAAAAUUGUUGCAGGAGAAAAUCACGCCUGUGCGAUUCUGGAUGAUGACACCUUGAAGUGCUGGGGUCGCAACUACUACGGCACGUUAGGCAUAGACAGCUUCCUGGACACUGGAGUGGGAGAUGCUGCUGACGAGAUGGGUGACUUUUUGCCUGUCGUUGGCCUUGGCGCCGCCGUUAUUGAUGUGGCCGCUGGAUUCCAGAUGACCUGUGCCAUAUUGGUGGAUGGCAAUGUCAAGUGCUGGGGGCCAAACAUGUUUUCAAAUCUCGGAUAUGGGGAUACCCAUGAUCGGGGGACAGCUGAGUACCCGGUGGCGAGCCUGCCAGCGCUUGAUCUGGGUACAGGGAAAGCGGCCCAACAAAUUGCUGUUAUUUAUGAUGCAGGUGCCUGUGCGCUGCUUAAUGAUACUUCGGUGAAGUGUUGGGGACGCAGUGAUGUCCUCCUGGGCUACGGGGAUACGGAAGCACGAAGUGGCGCACUGGGGGACAGCCUGCCGACAAUUGACCUCGGAACAGGAAAAACAGUUCAGCAAUUGGUUGCAGCUCGCUUUAGCUUCUGCGCACUUCUUACAGAUGGCGCCAGUGGUCAGAGUGAGAUCAAGUGCUGGGGUCCUGAAGGAAUGAUGCUGGGCUAUGGAGAUGCAGUGCCGAGAGGCGGCGGACCAGAAGAAAUGGGAAAGAACUUGCCAUCUAUUCAACUUGGUGCCAUUCAGGACACCUACUUCAAGCACAACUUCCAGCAUGACAUCCCCGGGCACAUCAUCGUCAUCAACCACAUCGACUUCAACUGA
Molecule: messenger RNA, 1392 nt
Organism: Symbiodinium pilosum
Lineage: Eukaryota; Dinophyceae; Suessiales; Symbiodiniaceae
Source: the annotation of a GenBank genome assembly